AUGUGUCUUUCCUGUCUGACUGUUCGACGAAAAGACGUGAUAGAUUCUGACGAAGAAGAGGAAGAAGACGGAGUUACAAAUCAAUCUGUUUCUUACAAGUCCUCAGUCUCAGGAAAUUGGAGCGGAUCAGGUGGUGGUAUGGGAGAUGUAAUGGAAAAUCAAGAUGGAGAAAUCAUCCAACAAAGGAGGCCAAAUGUAGCUAGAAGUUUCACAUUUCGUGAGCUCUCUUUGGCAACACAGAACUUCAAGGAAGCCAACUUUAUUGGGGAAGGUGGAUUUGGUAGGGUUUAUAAAGGCCUAAUAGAUUAUGAUCAGAUAAUUGCAGUUAAACAGCUUAAUCCAAAUGGGUUGCAAGGAAAUCAAGAAUUCAUGGUGGAAAUUCUAAUGUUGAGUCUUCUCCAUCAUCCAAACCUUGUUAACUUGAUUGGUUAUUGUGCUGAUGGUAAUCAAAGACUAUUGGUUUAUGAGUACAUGCCUAAUGGUUGUUUGGAUGAUCAUCUUUCAGACAUUGAACCUGCAGGAAACAAUCAGGCUUUAAAUUGGUAUACAAGGAUGAAGAUUGCAAUGGGUGCAGCUAGAGGGCUUCAGCAUCUCCAUUGCAAAGCCAAUCCGCCAGUUAUAUAUCGUGAUCUUAAACCAGCCAACAUAUUAUUAGAUAAAGAAUUCAACCCAAAGCUCUCGGAUUUUGGACUUGCCAAAGUAGGACCCGUGGGAGAUAAAACACAUGUUUCAACCCGAGUAAUGGGAACUUACGGAUAUUGUGCACCUGAAUACGCAAUGACAGGGAAAUUAACUAUAAGAUCAGAUAUAUAUAGUUUUGGAGUGGUUCUGCUGGAGCUUAUAACUGGUAGAAAGGCAAUUGAUAACAAUAGAAGACCAGGAGAGCAGAACCUUGUUUCAUGGGCGCGUCCAUUGUUAAGGGAUCGGAAAAAGUUGGUGCAAUUGGUGGAUCCAAUGAUGGAAGGGCGGUUUCACAAACGUAGUCUAUUUCAGGUUUGUGCAGUGGCAGGAAUGUGUCUGAACGAGGACGCGAGUUUCAGACCGCUUAUUAGCGAUAUUGUUGUGGCGAUGGAACACGUGACAUCGGAAUCGAACAAGACUGAAUUCCAAACACCAGAUCCAUCAACCCGGGAAAAGAGUAUUUCUUUCUAUAGACGUGGAAACUUGAACGCAACCAUCUAA
Messenger RNA from Impatiens glandulifera, 1182 nucleotides. Its product is annotated as probable serine/threonine-protein kinase PBL21. NCBI's taxonomy places the organism in Eukaryota, Viridiplantae, Streptophyta, Magnoliopsida, Ericales, Balsaminaceae. Gene Ontology annotation, biological process: protein phosphorylation. The transcript is spliced from 5 exons. The record is from RefSeq and is a predicted model, not a curated record. Gene Ontology annotation, molecular function: protein kinase activity; ATP binding. Bases 1 to 1182 code for a protein of 393 amino acids.